GUCAAGCUUUCCUGUCCAGUCGGUGUCCAAGAUGUUUCGCGACGGGAAAUCCGAUUCGGGGAAACCGACCCGAUUUGAGGCGCAAGUCGUCUCCUUUGGGGAUGCGCAUAAUCUACAAGUGGACCGACUAUUCACCUUAAAUGAUAAGUUUAAGGAUAAGGACGUCGACUCGGCGCCGUUCGAAAACCAGGCGGCGCAAUAUUGGAAAAUCUUCUUUGAUUUUUCCUACUACACGCUGCUCACCCCGUUCCGCUAUUCAUGGGACAGGAACACUGGACUCUAUAAAAUGAAGAAGAAACGAAGGCAGAUUUUCCUACAGCGAGCCCUUUACGCCUGCACGACAGUGUACUUCAUCUGCCGGGUGUUGAAAAUGUCCAAAAUGGACCCGAUUCAGAAUCCCGAUCUGUAUUUCCAAGUGGCGUACUACUUUUUCGAUACGACCUUCCUGGCCGUCCUCUUUAUCUGGUUUGGCUUCCAGGCGCACAAGGUCACCGACGUGUUUCACGACCUUCAAGUCAACAACCACAAGUACUACCGGAAUUACAGGAAUUCUCGAAAGGCUCGUCGAAUUUCGGCCAUCAUCUGCAUCGGCUGUUUGGGAACUUUGGUCCUCCAAAUUCUGGAAACUUUUCUGGACCACGGAUGGAGCUGGUAUGGUUUUUGGGAUUACUGGAUGGAGGACGCGGCCUGGGCGCUGGGCGUGCGACCCAUCACCGACCUCUGCCCCAUCUGCUUCGGGCUGCUCGCCAUCACGGGCAGUUUGCUGGAAAAGCUGUUCAACGCCUUUUCCGACGUCCUCUUCACCAUGACGGUCCUCAUGUUCAGCAAUCUGGUCGACAGCUUCGCGGCAGACAUGCGCCGGACCACGCUGAGCAGUCCGAAUCCGCUGGAUCCAAAUGAGGUUUUGGAGCACUACUGGUGGCUCAAGGCCAUCACGAAUAAAAUUAACUACGCGAUGGCUCUAAUCAAUGGCGCUUUUAUCGCGGGAAAUCUGCCCUUUUAUGCGACCAACGUGUUUGAAGUGGGGAACGGAGACGCUAACAUCUUCAUGCGGAUGCGCUACACGUUUUACUGCAGUUACUGGUAUCCGUCCCUCUGCAUUGCGGCUGCGGCGAAUCAACGGUUUCGAUUCGUUCGAUCGUGGAUUUGUAAGGAGGAAAACUAUUCUCGCAUUCCUGACAAGAAACUUCGCGUCUUUCUGCACGAGGUCAACUAUCAAACCGUGGGAAUUGGUUCGUUCGGAAUAAUCACCGUGACCUGGUCAACCGUUGGAUCGAUCCUCAGCAUAAUCGUGUCGUACGCCAUGAUGAAGUCUCAACUCGCCGCUGUCGCCCCGGUCGAGGGAGACUCUGCUGCCAACGCGACCAGCCUAAUGCAAAAUUUGACGAGAAGCUUGUGGUGAUCUGGUGACCAAUUGGAUGACAAAUUUAUCCCCUAAAAAGGGAAAUCUGCCAGCGUACGUUUUCCGAUUUUGACAAAAACUAGCACGAAUCUACUGCAAAUUAAGUUAAAUUACAUCACGUGAUCUCCAAAUGGGAAGAUAUUUGCAUCCGAAGAGGAGAAAAUUCACAGCAAUUUUUUCUAUACUGAUGAAUUUGUCCAUCCACGUUUUCUCCUCCACGGAUACAAAUAUCUUCGAUGAACGUAAGCAAUGGGGGAUCGUGAGAUUUUUAAAUUUCAUCCUAUUGUUUGUCCAUUAUUAUUAGUCGCAAAAGCAGGAUAAUUUUUAUUUGGCCAUAUAUUACUUAAAUAAUUUCAUCAUUGCCAACAAUAGCGAAACCGUUACAAAAUAAAAAGACCAGGAUGAUAUAAAAAUUUGUGUUCACGAAAAUUUAUUUUACCUGUCAGGUAACCUCUCAGAAUUUUUAAUAAUAAUCGAUAAACAGUAAUCCAAUUUGGGAGAGAUUGAUGCUUUUUUCGUUGAAAUUUGAGAGCACGCAUUGGGAAGCCUCCAUCCUUAGUUUUACGAUCGUAUUGCCAUACGUACGUAGAAAUAAUUAUGAGAAUGUAUUGCUAGAAAUUAUAUUUAUUUAAUAUAAAUAAAAUAACAGGAUUUACGACUUUGAUAAUUUUCGGGCUUCUAAAAAAAUCGAGAGGUGAUGGGAAGGUGAAAAUAUAUUUCGUUUCUUAAAUUAAGGUUUAUGUAUGUAAAUUAAAAUUUAAGUAAGACUAGUAAAACUAAUGAAAAUAUGUUAACAAAUAAAUUCUCCUGUCACAAGAAAAUAAAACGGGUAAAAAACCAUGGGUGUAUUUAUUUACUCUUCAUUUUUUCCCUGGAUGUUACAAAUUUUCAAUCAUAACUAUGAUUGAACACACAUAUGUGGAAGUAUGUAUUAUUGAAAAUUUGACCACCGACGCGUCGUGGGUCAAGUAAUAUUUACAGCUAUAAUGAUAUUUAUUGCGUAACAUUAUUGUCAAUCAUUACAUAUGCCGACUUGGAAGUUUUGCGUACGUGACCACCGUUUGUCUAUAACUUCCCUCUCAAACAAUUUAACGGUGUCACUCGAUCACACUCAAGUAUUGUAUUCUAUUCUCAAAUGUCACUUAUUUUCCUGUUGUAUCUAACAAAUUGAAUAAUGUUAAUCCAGAAUGUUUUAAAACUUAUGUAGAUACAUAGAUAAGCAAUCCUGUCAUCAAGACUUUUACAUCGGGUAGAAAUAAAGGAAUUUAAAAUGUCCAUUAUAUUGAAA
Molecule: messenger RNA, 2690 nt
Organism: Folsomia candida
Lineage: Eukaryota; Metazoa; Arthropoda; Collembola; Entomobryomorpha; Isotomidae
Exons: 7
Coding region: 32-1402 (456 amino acids)
Source: RefSeq, a predicted model, not a curated record